AUGGAAGAUUUAUCAGAAGUCACCAAGAAACUUUCUAGCAUUGAAUUGGAAUUGCUUGAAGUAAAGAAGCAGAACAAGUCUCUAAAACUAGAGAUCAAUUCUAAUGACCAAAGGGAGCGUCUUUUGAACGUCGAGAUCAUAGGCAUACCCGAGUCUAAGGAUGAGAAUUUACUUGCUUUUGUUACCGAAAUUGGAAAGAAGGUUGGCGUUGAUAUUGCUCAGAAUGACAUUUUACAUGUACACCGCGUAACACCGAGAACUAAAGUGCAAGGUCGUCCCAGAGUCAUUAUUGCGAAAUUGAGCUCUCGUCUUAUCAAGGACAAUCUUAUCUCCUGCAUGCGCAAACACCGGUUGUUAACUGAUGCGUUAGGCUUCCCUGGAGUGCCGAAACCAAUAUAUGUCAACGAACACCUUACAAUAUAUAAUAAGCACCUGUUGAAGAUUUGCAAGGACACUGCCAAGUUGAAGCAAUACCAAUAUGUCUGGUUAAAAAACGGAAGGAUAGCGGUGAGGAAGAACGAUACCUCCCCAGCAAUAAGAAUAUUUUCGGAAGAGGAUGUGAAGAAAAUAGCUUGA
Molecule: messenger RNA, 576 nt
Organism: Plutella xylostella (diamondback moth)
Lineage: Eukaryota; Metazoa; Arthropoda; Insecta; Lepidoptera; Plutellidae
Source: RefSeq, a predicted model, not a curated record